AUUCCGUUGGUGGGGAUUUGAGCAAAACGCCGUAAGAACAAACGCGGAUUACAACUGGCCUCGUCGCGGCCGCCGCCGCCAUGCCAUCUCUAACUCCGUAUAUAUAACCGCACCACGCCAAAGCUUCAAACAAUUCUUCUCUUCCCAGAUUUGAAGAUCAAUCUUCAUCGCUUCAAUUUUUUUUUUUUUUGGAAAAAUGGGAAAUUAUGUUUCCUGCACUUUAACGGUUCCCCUCUCCGCCAAGCUAACGAAGGUGAUCCUCCCAAACGGAGAAAUACGCCGCUUUUCUCGGCCAGUCAGCGCGGCGGAGCUGAUGCUCGAAUCGCCGCCUAACCACUUCGUCGCCGACGCGAAGUCCCUGCAGAUCGGGCGGCGGUUCUGCGCGCUCUGCGCCGAUGAGGAUCUCGAGAUCGCCGGCGUCUACGCCCUGUUCCCGAUGAAGCGGCUCUGCUCGAUCGUGACCGCCUCGGAUGUAGGCGUGCUGUUCCUCGCCGCGAACAGGGCCGCCGCCGGCGACCGUCGUCGGGUGGUUAGCGAUGAAAGCGGCGGAUCGGAUCAUGGAGAGGAUGAGACGCCGAAGUUGGAUUUGGAGGAGAUCGAAGAUCUGACGGCGCCGGGAUUCAAGCUCCGGUUGUCUAUGUGUCGCCGGUCAACGAAGCCUAUGUUAGAGACCAUUGUUGAAGAAAGUAGGAUCACAUUGGGGGAGAUGAUAAGAUUGGAAUAAGGGCCGACCAUUUGUUCUUUCUUUUCCCUCUGAUUUUUUUUAACUUUUCCUUUGAAUUUAGCAAAUGGAAAAUUCAAUUCAUUCAUUUUUUUGGGGUAAAUGGUAUGAGGAAAUAACUUUGAAUAAUAAAUAGGAUAGUGAAUU
Molecule: messenger RNA, 868 nt
Organism: Cuscuta campestris
Lineage: Eukaryota; Viridiplantae; Streptophyta; Magnoliopsida; Solanales; Convolvulaceae
Source: the annotation of a GenBank genome assembly